CGUCCUCCCGCCUCCUCGUGCACGCGCACGCGAAGUUUCAGCUGCAGUUUUGUUUGUUGGCCUGAAAGAAUCAAACCAGCAGCUGGGUUUGUGUGUCAGGUGUUUAAGCGGGCGUGAAUCACACACACUGCGGGAAAUCAGCUGUUUUUACAGCUCGACAGGCUUAAUGAAGCUUUAGAGGAAGUAAACAGGGAUAAUAUGUGUCCAACUACUAGUUACCAGUUAACGCAGGUGGUUUGACAACGUCCUGCCUUUAGAGAUGCACUUUAAUCACAUUUUUGUUACAUUGGCCAGUAAUGCUAAAUUGUAGCUUUUAACCAGAGUUCAACUCUAUUGUGUUUCAUCAUAAGCUAUGCUUCAGAUAGAGAGUUAGUAGACAGGUUUAUGUUGUUUCUAAAGAGGAGGAAGGUUUCCCAUUAGCAGCUAUUAUGGCAAGUGUCCUUGCAUCAAAAAUGGGUCUCAACUCCCUUCGGAGGAAACAAGCCAAAACCUUCAAUGUCACGGUUGUUACAAUGGAUGCAGACUUGGAGUUCAACUGCGAGCUGAAGUGGAAAGGAAAGGAUCUGUUUGAACUUGUGUGCCGGACACUGGGACUCAGGGAGACCUGGUUUUUUGGUCUGCGGUAUGACGUCAAAGACACUGUGGCAUGGCUGAAAAUGGACAAGAAGGUUUUGGAUCAUGAUAUCCCCAAAGAAGAGCCAAUAGUGCUUAAUUUCCUGGCCAAGUUUUACCCUGAGAAUGUUGAAGAAGAGCUGGUGCAAGACAUAACACAGCACCUCUUCUUCCUGCAGGUGAAGAAGAGUAUUUUAGAGGAGGAGAUAUACUGUCCACCUGAGGCUUCGGUGCUGUUAGCCUCUUAUGCUGUCCACGCUAAGUAUGGUGAUUAUGACCCUAAUGUCCACAAGCCGGGCUUCCUGUCCCAAGAGGAGCUGCUACCAAAGAGAGUUAUUAAUCUGUACCAGAUGACUGCAGAGAUGUGGGAGGAGAGAAUCACGGUCUGCUACGCUGAGCACAGGGGCAGAACCAGAGAUGAAGCUGAGAUGGAGUAUUUAAAAAUAGCUCAGGAUCUGGAGAUGUAUGGGGUCAAUUACUUUUCCAUUAGGAAUAAAAAGGGAACCAGCUUACUGCUGGGUGUUGACGCUUUGGGCCUCCACAUUUAUGACCCGAGUAACAAACUGACGCCCAAAAUCUCUUUUCCCUGGAAUGAGAUCAGAAACAUCUCGUACAGUGAUAAAGAGUUUGCCAUUAAACCCUUGGAUAAGAGGGCAGAUGUCUUCAAAUUCAACUCCUCAAAACUCAGAGUCAAUAAACUGAUUCUUCAGCUGUGCAUCGGGAACCAUGAUCUCUUCAUAAGGAGACGCAGAAUUGAUUCGCUGGAAGUCCAGCAGAUGAAGAUGCAGGCUAGAGAAGAGAAAGCUCGCAAACAGAUGGAGCGGCAGAGGCUGGAGAGGGAGAAACAGUUGCGUGAGGAGGCAGAAAGAGCUCGUGAUGAACUGGAGAGGAGACUGAUUCAGUUACAGGACGAAGCUCACAUGGCCAAUGAAGCACUGUUAUGCUCGGAGGAGACUGCAGAUCUGUUGGCGGAGAAGGCACAAAUCGCUGAGGAGGAGGCCAAGCUGUUGGCUCAGAAAGCGGCCGAGGCUGAACAGGAGAUGCAGCGUAUUAAGGUGACAGCCAUUCGCACUGAGGAGGAGAAGAGACUCAUGGAACAGAAGAUGCUAGAGGCUGAGAUGCUUGCACUCAAAAUGGCAGAAGAGUCUGAAAGGAGGGCGAAAGAGGCCGACCAGCUGAAACAGGACCUGCAGGAGGCAAGAGAAUCGGAGCGCAAAGCCAAAAACAAACUACUGGAGAUCACCAGCAAAUCGGCGUACUCGCCUGUGCCGUUGUCUGCCAACGCUCUUCCUCCUGAUGGCCCGAACUUCAACUUCAGCAUGGAGAACCUGAGUUUUGACUUCAAAGACACGGACAUGAAACGUCUGUCCAUGGAGAUUGAGAAGGAGAAGGUUGAGUAUAUGGAGAAGAGCAAACACCUUCAGGAGCAGCUAAAUGAACUGAAGACCGAGAUUGAGUCAUUAAAGCUAAAGGAGCGAGAAACGCCUCUAGACAUCCUACAUAAUGAGAACACUGAGAAAGGCACCAGCAAGCAGAGCAACUUUAAAAAGCUCACUCUACAGAGCACCAAAUCCAGAGUGGCCUUCUUCCAGGAGCUAUAGCCAUCCAGACACAUUGGACUGGUGUUUGUGUGUGUGAAUGAUGUCUCGUUGUGUUUUUAUCACAUUCCUGACAGGCUGUGACCCAUUCCCGUAUGAUCCUAGCAAAUUCUGGUGAUGAAGAAUAUAUAUGUGGUUAAAGUUUACAUUACACUAAGAGGACCAAACUCUCAUGUAAACAGAACUACAGAGGGAAAGGAGCUUUUCAAACUGCCCCACACACACUAACAUAAACCAAUUCACAUACAGAGAUGCACUACAUGUUGUUUCCCAAUAUCCUUUUGUCUGCAGGAGGUCAAAAUCCCAUUAUGAAGACACUACGGUUAAGCAGUGUACACACACUGACUACAUAUAUCUCUGCACUGCGUCCUAAAUUCAUCUCUCCAGUUGCACAGCAGAAAUCUCGUUCAAUAUGUAUCAGAAUAAUUGGCUAAAGCAGUGGUAUUGCACCCUUGUGCCGUAUUAGUUUGGGAGUUUAUUUUUUUUGGGUCCUAUAUGGAGCUGUCUGGUCAUUCAUAAAGGUUAUAUUAAACCUAAUUGUUACAGUAUAAAAGAGUUUACUUCCUCUCAGAGGAUAGUUUAUUUUUGGGAAAGAAACCCUUUGGGAUCACACUAUUUGGAAGACUAUUACAUGAAAUAUUUAGAUUUUUUUAAACUGUUUACUCUCUUUGAAAUGUUUUACAAUGUUUUAAAGAAUUUGAAUAUAUUUUUGAAAAUGUUUUUGUGCAUAAUGAAUAAAUGAAUGGAAAUUAUCUUAAAUAUU
Onychostoma macrolepis is the source of this 2973-nucleotide messenger RNA. It is a transcript of the gene nf2a, whose product is annotated as NF2, moesin-ezrin-radixin like (MERLIN) tumor suppressor a. The coding region runs from base 429 to 2213 and encodes 594 amino acids. The transcript has 18 exons. NCBI's taxonomy places the organism in Eukaryota, Metazoa, Chordata, Actinopteri, Cypriniformes, Cyprinidae. Gene Ontology annotation, biological process: regulation of cell shape; positive regulation of early endosome to late endosome transport; regulation of organelle assembly. The record is from RefSeq and is a predicted model, not a curated record. Gene Ontology annotation, molecular function: cell adhesion molecule binding; actin binding. Gene Ontology annotation, cellular component: apical part of cell; adherens junction; filopodium.